This is a messenger RNA of Solanum pennellii, 2762 nucleotides long. Its product is annotated as auxin efflux carrier component 7-like. The transcript has 6 exons. The record is from RefSeq and is a predicted model, not a curated record. Gene Ontology annotation, cellular component: endoplasmic reticulum; plasma membrane. Gene Ontology annotation, molecular function: auxin efflux transmembrane transporter activity. Gene Ontology annotation, biological process: auxin polar transport; auxin export across the plasma membrane. Lineage: Eukaryota; Viridiplantae; Streptophyta; Magnoliopsida; Solanales; Solanaceae. The coding region runs from base 234 to 2195 and encodes 653 amino acids.
UUACACCUUUCAUGUAAUUUCACUCCUUUUUCUUCUUUCCUCUUCCACCAAAGAAAAGAAAAACAAAACACUUUAAUUUCUCAUCAGUCCUUUUUAAUCUCUCUCUGCAAUUUGCUGCAGAAUUCUUCUGCACCAGUACUGCAGUAUCAACUGCAAUACACACAGUGCUGCCUGCAGUUAAAUAACGGUUUUUUCUUCUUCUUCGAUUUGACAAAUUUUUUUUUUUUGCGAAAAUGAUCACUUGGCACGAUCUGUAUGUUGUGUUAACAGCAGUUGUUCCUCUGUAUGUUGCUAUGAUAUUAGCUUAUGGUUCUGUUCGUUGGUGGAAGAUCUUUUCUCCCGAUCAAUGUUCGGGGAUCAACAGAUUCGUAGCUAUUUUCGCAGUUCCUUUGUUGUCUUUUCAUUUCAUAGCUAUGAACAAUCCAUAUGAGAUGAAUUUCCGUUUCAUUGCGGCGGAUUCACUGCAGAAAGUAAUUAUGCUUGUUGUACUUUCAUUAUGGGCUAAUUUAACUAAAAAUGGUAGCCUUGAAUGGAGUAUUACAAUUUUUUCUCUUUCAACACUACCAAAUACAUUGGUGAUGGGUAUUCCUUUGUUAAUUGCUAUGUAUGGUGAGUACUCUGGUAGUCUCAUGGUACAAGUAGUGGUGUUGCAGUGCAUCAUUUGGUACACACUUUUGCUUUUUUUGUUCGAAUAUCGCGGUGCGAAAAUGCUUAUAAUGGAGCAAUUUCCAGAGACUGCUGCUUCAAUUGUUUCGUUUAAAGUUGAAUCUGAUGUUGUAUCUCUAGAUGGACAUGAUUUUCUCGAAACAGAUGCUGAAAUUGGUCAAGAUGGAAAACUGCAUGUUACUGUGAGAAAAUCAAAUGCGUCCCGGAGGUCGUUUGCUAUGGACCAUCGGCCGUCGAAUCUCACCGGAGCUGAGAUUUACAGUCUCAGUUCUUCGAGAAAUCCGACUCCUCGAGGGUCUAAUUUUAAUCAUAAUGAUUUUUACUCAAUGAUGGGAUUUCCCGGAGGAAGAUUAUCCAAUUUUGGUCCUGCAGAUAUGUAUUCUGUACAAUCGUCUCGGGGUCCGACCCCGAGACCGUCUAAUUUCGAAGAAAACUGUGCUCCGGGAGGUCUAGUUCAGAGUUCCCCGAGGUUCGGGUACUUUCCGGCGCAGCAGCCUGCGCCGGGAUCUUAUCCUGCCCCGAACCCCGAAAUUGCAUCCGCAGGGCCUAAAAGCACAAAACCUCAGCAGCCAAAUGUACAAACGCAGAAGCAGGAAGUACAACAGCAACAGCAGCAGCACCAACAGCCAAAUGCUAAAGCUAAUAAUCAUGAUGCUAAGGAACUUCACAUGUUUGUAUGGAGUUCGAGUAAUUCUCCGGUGUCGGAGGCCGGUGGCCUCCAUGUGUUCGGUGGCAAUGAUUUUAGUGCCAACGAACAAUCGGGUCGAUCCGAUGGAGCUAAAGAAAUUCGAAUGUUGGUUUCUGAUCACACUCAAAAUGGAGAUAGUAAAGCCAUUCCGCAAACAGGGGAAUUUGGUGGUGAGGAUUUCACUUUUGGAGGUGCCAAUGGUGGUGGAAAAGAUGGCGAUGAAGAUAAAGGCGAAAAAGAGGGACCCACUGGACUGACUAAACUGGGGUCUAGCUCUACAUCGGAGCUACACCCUAAACUCGCUGGAGGACAAGACGCUGGUAUGGGAAAACAGAUGCCUCCGGCUAGUGUUAUGACUCGUUUGAUCUUAAUCAUGGUUUGGCGUAAGCUUAUUCGUAACCCAAACACAUAUUCGAGCCUCAUUGGUCUGAUUUGGUCUCUAAUCUCAUUCAGAUGGCAUGUGCAUAUGCCCAAAAUUAUAGAGAAGUCAAUCUCCAUUCUCUCUGAUGCUGGUCUUGGAAUGGCUAUGUUUAGCUUGGGUUUGUUUAUGGCUCUUCAACCAAAAAUCAUUGCAUGUGGUAACACAGUGGCUACAUUUGCAAUGGCUGUAAGGUUUCUAACUGGCCCAGCAGUUAUGGCUGCUGCUUCAAUUGCUGUUGGGCUUCGUGGUACUCUUCUUCAUGUAGCCAUUGUACAGGCUGCAUUGCCACAAGGGAUUGUCCCAUUUGUGUUUGCUAAGGAGUACAAUGUUCAUCCAGCUAUUCUUAGUACUGCGGUUAUUUUCGGGAUGUUGAUAGCGUUGCCAAUUACAUUAGUGUACUACAUUAUUCUUGGAUUAUAAGAAUAUAUGUCAAGUGAAGAAAGGAGGGAAAAAAUAGUGGGAAUCAUUAAUGGUUUAAUUAAUUCAUGGGAUGAGAAUUAAUUAAAAUUACUCAUGAAAAUUCCCAGAUAUUUGGAGCAUUAGGACAAGAAAUUUGACUUAAAUUAGUUUUUGAAGCCUCCAUUUGAAGAAAAAAAAAUAUCAAAAAUGUUGCAAAAUUUAGAAAAAGAGGAGACAAGAAGGAGCAAAACAUGGAAGCAAAAGGGAAGAUUAAUUAUAAUCUAUAGUCUAUAUUUUCUUUCCCAUAAUCAUUACGCGUGUGAAUUAUCAAUUUGAAAAAAAAAUUGUCAAUUAGUAGAAAUUCAAAUUGAUUUUGACUUUUUAAUGUUAGGUUUUUAGUACCUUUUUUUUGUUUAAUUAACCAAUCGUACCGUGUGUAUUUAUUUAUUUACUCAGGUAAUUAUUGUAAUAGUUUGGUUUGCUAGUUGUUUACUUCCAUUGUAAAUUACUUUAGAUUCUUAAAGACUAUCCAAAAAGAUCUCAUGUUACACGUUCUAGUCGUGAAAUCAAUAGACCAGUUUAUAUUUA